This is a messenger RNA of Acomys russatus (golden spiny mouse), 993 nucleotides long. Its product is annotated as procathepsin L-like. Gene Ontology annotation, biological process: immune response. NCBI's taxonomy places the organism in Eukaryota, Metazoa, Chordata, Mammalia, Rodentia, Muridae. The transcript is spliced from 7 exons. The record is from RefSeq and is a predicted model, not a curated record. Gene Ontology annotation, cellular component: lysosome. The coding region runs from base 1 to 993 and encodes 330 amino acids. Gene Ontology annotation, molecular function: cysteine-type endopeptidase activity.
AUGAUUCCAAUUUUCUUCCUGGCAACUCUUUGCUUGGGGAUAAUCACAGCUGCUCCAACACGUGACUCCAGUUUGGAUGCUGAAUGGCAUGAAUGGAAGACAAGUCAUGGGAAAACAUACAGCAUGAGUGAGGAAGGACAGAAGAGAGCCGUGUGGGAGAGCAACAGGAAGAUGAUCGAGCUGCACAACAAGGAGUAUGUGAGCGGGAAGCACGGCUUCAGCUUGGAGAUGAACGCCUUUGGGGACCUGACCAACACAGAGUUCAGGGCAUUGAUGACUGGCUUUCAAAGCCUGGGACCCCAGGAGAUGAGCGUCUUCCAGGAGCCUUUGCUGGGUGAUGUCCCCAAGUCUGUGGAUUGGAGACAGCAUGGCUAUGUGACUCCUGUGAAAAACCAGGGCAAGUGUGGUGCUUGUUGGGCUUUUAGUGCAGUUGGUUCCCUAGAAGGACAAAUGUUCCGGAAAACAGGCAACCUGACCCCUCUGAGUGAACAGAACCUAAUGGACUGCUCCUGGUCAUAUGGCAACCUAGGCUGUGAUGGUGGCUUGAUGGGGCCUGCCUUCCAGUAUAUAUUGGAAAACAGAGGCCUGGACACAGGGGCGUCCUAUGCCUAUGAAGCACGGAAUGGACCCUGCAGGUAUGAUUCUAAAUAUUCUGCAGCUAAUGUCACAGGCUUUGUGAAAGUCCCAUUGAGUGAAGAUGCCCUGAUGAAGGCUGUGGCCACUGUGGGGCCCAUCUCAGUUGGAAUCGACACUCAUCACCACUCCUUCAGGUUCUACAAAGGCGGCAUGUACUAUGAGCCAGACUGUAGCAGCAGUAACCUGGACCAUGCUGUGCUGGUGGUCGGCUAUGGUGAAGAAUCCGAUGGCAGGAAAUACUGGCUGGUCAAGAACAGCUGGGGUGAAAAGUGGGGCAUAGGUGGUUAUAUAAAGAUGGCCAAAGACCGGAACAACAACUGUGGAAUUGCUACAUACGCCAUCUACCCCACUGUGUGA